This is a messenger RNA of Ostreococcus lucimarinus CCE9901, 777 nucleotides long. RefSeq lists its product with no specific name. Gene Ontology annotation, biological process: biosynthetic process. The transcript has a single exon. The record is from RefSeq and is a predicted model, not a curated record. Lineage: Eukaryota; Viridiplantae; Chlorophyta; Mamiellophyceae; Mamiellales; Bathycoccaceae. Gene Ontology annotation, molecular function: isochorismate synthase activity. The annotation marks the transcript as partial.
AUGGUCGACGCUUUGCUUCUCGGCGGUGAAACCGUCGAUCCGUUACGAAAAGUCGUCUUGGCGCGGAGAAGCAAGCUCAACCUGAACACGCCUGUGGAUACUUUUGCCUUGGUCUCGAGGCUGCAAUCUCGAGAUCCAGAUGCGUAUCAAUUCGUUUUAAGACACCCCAACGGUGAGACCUUCCUAGGUUCGACGCCUGAGCGCUUGUUCUUAUGUCAAGGGGGUCGCGCGGUGAGUGAAGCCGUGGCUGGCACGCGCGCCAGAGGCGCCGACGACGGUGAAGACGCGGCUUUGGCGUAUGACAUGCUUCUGUCGCCCAAGGAGCACGAAGAGUUUGCAAUCGUGCGUGAAGAAGUUCGUCGUGCACUGGGCGAUGUCGCCGACGGUGGAAAUGAUGGCGUGGAAGUUGAGCUUGAAAAAGGUAUCUUGCGCAACGUUACCGUGCAACAUUUAUACUCGCGUCUCUCUGCGCCCUUGGCCAGCGGCAAGACAGAGGCUGAUUUACUCGAUGCGCUGCAUCCCACGCCCGCGGUGUGUGGAUACCCGCGCAAAGCUGCGCUAGACACGCUUCGUGCGGUGGAGUCGUUCGAUCGCGGACUUUACUCGGGACCGCUCGGGUGGAUAAGCGCGGAUGGCGCUGAAUUCGCCGUCGCCAUUCGUUCAGCGCUGGUGCACCCCGACGGUGAUGAGGUGUCUUUGUACGCGGGCGUCGGUGUCGUCGGUUCCGCCAACGCGCAAUCCGAAUGGCACGAAUUGAACUUGAAGACAAAACCCCUC